Stylonychia lemnae is the source of this 852-nucleotide messenger RNA. The record is from the annotation of a GenBank genome assembly. NCBI's taxonomy places the organism in Eukaryota, Ciliophora, Spirotrichea, Sporadotrichida, Oxytrichidae.
AUGAAAGAUUGUGAUCCAACUGUAAAAGCAAUUGUUAAGCUUGAUAACAUGGCUUUUGAUGAAAAAGUUCUGAAAGACUUAAUGACAUCAGAUGUCCAUGUUUAAGAGUUAAAAAAGGAGAUUAACAUGGAAUUCCGGAGUCACCCUAUCAUAACUGAAGAUCAUUUUUUCUAAAAUGAUAUAUACAACAAGAUGUUUAUUACUAUGCCUCCAGAAGUUACCAAGAUCUAGGCAGAUAUUAUUUACCCAGCACCUAAAAGCCACAUAGAUAAAUAUACUGCUCAAGUGUAUCAUAUUAUCAGUGAGACUCCUGAAAUGCAUUUCACCUAUGUUAGACCAUUAUAUGUAGAUAAAUUACCUCCUGUAUCUUGGAUUUAUAAUGUAUUGGAUAAAAAGAAAGAGGUAGAGUUGUGUAAAUUUUCCAAUGAGCACUUCACACUGCAGUAGGAUUAUAAGGUAAACAGUGAAGAUAUAGAAACCUUACAUAUGCUAGCCAUUCCAUAUAGAAGAGACCUCAGGACUAUAAGAGACCUGAAUGAAUCUCAUCUGCCUAUGCUUAAAUCUAUCAAAGAGGAGAGCUAUAAAGCUAUAUAAGAACAUUAUGGGAUUUAAAGUACUAAAAUUAGAGCCUUAUUUCAUUACUACCCAACAUUCUAUCACCUUCAUGUUCAUUUUGUGCAUGUUUCACAGGCUACUAAGGCUGGCGCAUUUCUAGGGAAAGGCUAAUUGCUGGAGGAUGCUAUAGAAAACAUUGAGAUGAAAGGAGAUUAUUAUCAAACUAAGACUAUAUAAGUAUAGAUAGGAGAGAAUCAUGAGAUUUACAAAAUACUUAAAGAUAAUAAAAUGAUUUGA